This is a messenger RNA of Cinara cedri, 617 nucleotides long. NCBI's taxonomy places the organism in Eukaryota, Metazoa, Arthropoda, Insecta, Hemiptera, Aphididae. The record is from the annotation of a GenBank genome assembly.
AUGUUCUAUUUUAGACAUUCAAGAUUGUUUUCAAUCAAGAAUUUGUAUUACACAAACAUUAUAUGUGAACUUAAGAGACCUCCAUGGGUAGGUGAAUAAUUUAUUUAAAUAUCACUAAAAAAAAAAAAAUUUAUUUUUCAUUGUGUAAGAAAUUUAAUUAAAUAUUAAAUUAUUAGUUUAAAUAGGAAAUUACUCAGUGUUAAUCACUAACUAUUAUGAAACUACCAUUUUUAGUGUUUUUAUGAUUGAUUAUCAAAAUUACUAAGAAUAGUUAACUAUUUAUAAAUGAUGCCGGUUAUUUUUGUUUAUUAUGCUCAGUUGUUACCAGAUAUAUUGUUUGUAAAAAAACAAUUUACAUCUAAUUGUAUUUAUACUGUUUAUAUAAACUCAUGGUUACCCAAUCAAAAUUAAUAUUUUGGAGAUUUUAACUAACUUAUCCACCUUCAAUAUUUAUAUUACUUUUACUUUAAGAAUGUGAUUACCAAAAAUGGUAUACAGUAUAAACACUUAAAAGUUCAUAAUUUUAAUUAAUACUUUUUCAGGAUUGGAUAUUACACCAGAUUAGUACAUUGCAUAUUGCACCAGGAAAUGUGAUUUUUCACUCAAUGCACAUAUGA